GCUUCUCCUUUCUUCCCGACUGGUGGGACGGUGGCCCCGCAAGCGGCGGUGAGCGCGGCGUCCCGCGCGGCUCCCCGGGCCGCAGCUGCGAGGUCGCCACGGGGGUGGAAUCGGCGGCGAGCGCUGCCUCGUCGCCUCGCUCGCGACUCCGCAGCGUCCAUGCAAGGGGACCGAGAAGAACCGCAAAGCGUCAGGACAAUGAACACUAGAAGACCCUCAGUCCUUAUAAAAAGUCCAGCAGUGAUAAGCCAGUGUGCCCAAGGAGAGACAGAAGAAAACACAACAUGGCCUCAGCAGCAGAACAACUUUUCCUUGUUUUCUUCCACCAAAGCCUGGCAUUUCAGAGGGAAAAAACGCAAGCAGAGCACCCAAGAUGAAGAUGCCGUCAGUGUCUGCAGCUUUGAAUCAAGUGAGCCCAGUAAUAAACGGGUCAGGCCUCUCUCUAGAGUAACAUCACUAGCAAGCUUAAUUCCUCCUGUCCGAGCAACUCCUUUGAAGCGAUUCAGUCAGACUCUUCAGCGUUCUAUCAGUUUCCGCAGUGAUAGUCGGCCUGAUCUUCUUGCUUCACGUCCCUGGACUAGAAAUGUACUCCCUGCUAGCACUAAGAGAAGAGACAGUAAACUCUGGAGUGAGACCUUUGAUGUUUGUGUCAAUCAGAUGCUCACAUCCAAAGAAAUCAAGCGCCAAGAGGCUAUUUUUGAACUUUCACAAGGGGAAGAAGACUUGAUAGAAGACUUGAAGUUAGCAAAGAAGGCUUACCAUGACCCAAUGCUUAAGCUCUCUAUAAUGUCAGAGGAAGAAUUAAAUCAAAUUUUUGGAACACUGGACUCUUUAAUUCCUCUGCAUGAAGAUCUUCUUAGGAGACUGAAAGAAAUUAGAAAGCCUGAUGGAUCUACAGACUCAGUUGGUCACAUCCUUGUCAGAUGGCUGCCUUGUCUAAAUUCCUAUGAUAGCUAUUGCAGCAACCAAGUCGCUGCCAAAGCUUUGCUGGACCAUAAGAAGCAGGAUCAUCGAGUGCAAGAUUUCCUCCAACGCUGUCUAGAGUCUCCUUUCAGCCGCAAACUGGAUCUAUGGAAUUUUCUUGACAUCCCAAGAAGCCGUCUAGUGAAGUACCCUUUGCUACUCCGAGAGAUUCUGAGACAUACACCAAAUGAUCAUCCAGACCAGCAGCACCUUGAAGAAGCUAUUAAUAUUGUCCAAGGUAUUGUGGCAGAAAUCAACAAAAAGACUGGAGAAUCUGAAUGCCAGUAUUACAAAGAAAGGCUAAUAUAUCUAGAUGAAGGCCAAAGGGACUCUCUGAUAGAUAAUUCACAUGUUGUGUGUUGUCACGGUGAACUGAAGAACAGCAGGGGAGUGAAACUGCACGUCUUUCUCUUCCAAGAAGUGCUUGUAAUUACUCGAGCUGUUACACAUAACGAGCAACUCUGGUACCAACUGUACCGGCAGCCUAUUCCUGUGAAGGAUCUUGUGCUGGAAGAUUUGCAAGAUGGAGAGGUGCGAUUGGGAGGAUCUAUACGUGGUGCAUUUAGCAACAAUGAGAGAAUUAAAAACUUCUUCAGAGUCAGCUUCAAAAAUGGAUCUCAGAGCCAGUCCCACUCAUUACAAGCAAAUGAUGCCUUCAACAAGCAACAGUGGCUCAACUGUAUCCGUCAAGCUAAAGAAUCAGUCUUACAUGCAUCAGGCGAAGGUGGUUUACCUGGUUCUGAAGGGCCAUUGUUAACAUCAUCCAGCAGGCACAGAGGUUUCCGGCAGGAAGCAAACCUUGAGCAAAUGGACCAAUCAGACAGUGGGUCUGACUGUAGUAUGGACACCAGUGAAAUUAGCAUUGACUGUGACCACAUGGAGCAGACAGACACUUGGGGGAGUAACAAAGCAUUAGAAAGCAAUGUCUGACAAAAAACAUUAAUAGAGAAAUACUGCGACUUACCUAUACAGUAUCGGCAUUCCACAUAUGGCGCAAGAAGCACUUUUUAAUAUUUUUGUGACAAUGUCAAUUCUAUUAUAUUUGUACCUUUUGACCACAGUACUGUUACUGCCAGUGUGAGUAACUUAGAAUGUAUGACAAGCAUAAUCCUGUGAUAUUCUUUAAAUGUCUCAGUGGCUGAGAGAGGUACUUGAUCCCUUAUUUCAACUGUCCUACUGGUAGAGUUGCUCUCUAAACUACUGUUUUUAUGCAUAUAACAUAAGUGUCUAUAAAGUUUAUAAAGUACCCUAUUUUGAUCUCUUUGAUCUGGCAGUUGACCACAAGAAACUACAAGGCUUUUAAAGAAGAUUAUCGAAGCCAGAAAUUUGCUAUGAAAGACACACAAGUCUUGAAAAGCUUUAAAAGCUAAAAAUAAUUGUCUCAUUACUAGAUAACUAGGCUUGCACAAGAAGUGACUACUUGUACCUGUGAAUGAGCCAUCACAAAUGGAACUUCCGUAUCAUCUCAGAUAUAAUGCUCUCCAGUGGAGGGACCAUCCAUGAAGGGAUGAGAAAUCAAGUGCUGUGCAAGUGUUUGUGGAAAAGCUCUGUGUUUCAGGAUAAGGUAAGGUAGCUACCAUAUUGCUAUCAAGGCAACAGGAAUCUUACAAUACAGAUAGAUUUCAAGUCCUAAUGGAGAUUAGGUUAGAUUCUGACCUGUGCAGAGGGUAUAUUCUCUCAGUGCACACAUAAAACUUCACAGAUAUUUGAAAGUAAAUGCUGCUGCCAGAUGGAAUAUUCAGAUGAAAAGCUAAACAUUUUAUGAUUGUACUUUCAGAUAGGCUGCUGAACAAUUUGCAGUGGAGCAUUAGAAAAACAAGGAAAGAGUAAAGUGCCCUAAAAAGUAAAAUGGAAAUAGCUCUGUGAUAUGGAUUAAAUUGAUUUUAUUGUGUUCCAUGUAGCCCUUUUAUGUCAUGCCCAGGCAGUUUGUGUAUAAAAUGGUGCUAAUAUCUCUUAUAGUUUUAGCAUUCACAUGUUUGUAUGUAAUGUCAUCCUGUUCUGGGGACAGUGGUUAUGCAGUGUUGAUGCAGUGUGCUUCACAGAGAGGGAUAUUUUUAUUGGCAGUCCUGUUUAGGGAAUCUGUGUAGUGAGCUUCUCAGGGCUAAGAUGCUGGAUGAAACUGAAGUGGGCUGCCUAGGCCUGUAUAAAAUGCUUACAGAAACUUGCACCUGGGACUCUACCAAAUAUAUUCACAAAAGUCAUUUUUUCACUGGUUGUGUUCAGCGUUUCACUGGUUUAAUUAUAACAAAAAUGCUUUCUAAUAUGAUUGCAAAUUUGAUUUAAACCCGUGAUUCAUAAUUAUUUUCCAUGGGAACCCAUUAGUGCAUCUUUGCCCUAUUCAGGGUCUGUUUGUAUAUCCUCAUAUUCAUUUCUUGGGACAGCAUCUACUAGUGUUGCAGCUCUGACAUCUGAACUGCAAAGGCUUCUACAUCUUCUAAAUCUAUGGCCAAAUUUUAAGCUCUUAAUUUAAAGAACAAUUUUCAUCAGCUUUGCACCUUUAAAGAUGGGGAAAUGCCAAUAAAAUUGGUAGUUCUGAAAUAAAUUUAAUUGCUAAUGAAAGUUUGAACAAUACUGGAAUACUGAAUUUGCUCUGUUUCUUAAAGAUAGUUCUAAAAUGUACAACCUAGUGCACUGAAAUUCUCUUGUAUACCAUUAUUCUUUUCUGUACCAUGUUGACUUCAACCUCUGUUGACUUCAACCUCAGCAUAUGCUGUCAUUUUCCUAAAAUAUUGCCAAAAGCAUACUUUGUAUAUUUUUCAUGUUUACAGAGAAACUAGGGGAGUAAAUAUGGGGUCAAUCAUAAUUUGUAGAUAUGUUUUACUAUAUGUUAAAGGAAUCAUUGUGUUGAAAUAAUCAAUAUAAAAUAGGUAUUUUACUUCUAUUUUUUUUAAGUAUUAUGGACAACUUUACUCACUUGUUUAUAAUUAUGUAUGUAUAGGAUUUAAACAUGAUGAUUAUUUUCUAUUUCAGGCUUGUAAUUUAUUUAGAUUGCUUCAUUUUGGAACGUGAGUUUUAGCUGAUCAAGAGACAAAGAAGAGAACUAUAAUUUAGUAUGAUAUCUGAACAGGACAAUGGAUUUUUUAAGAAAAAAAGAGAAGGAAAUAGAAAAUACAUUAGGCUGCAUUUCUAUACAGUUUCCUGAGAGUAAAGCUCCAAUGAACUAAGUUGAAGUGCUUUUGAGUACACAUGCAGGGGAUUGCAUUGUUAGGAUGUAAACUACUGAAAUUACAAAACUUGCCAAAAUUUUGGAGAAACUGUAUAACAUCUUCAUUUAUUAAACAAUAAUGUAUGUAUUGAUGAAAGCAUUUUGCAUAAUAGCCUUACACUGUUCUCAGAGCAUUUCAAAUAAAUUACACUGAACAGUC
Molecule: messenger RNA, 4328 nt
Organism: Varanus komodoensis (Komodo dragon)
Lineage: Eukaryota; Metazoa; Chordata; Lepidosauria; Squamata; Varanidae
Gene: ARHGEF3
Product: Rho guanine nucleotide exchange factor 3
Exons: 13
Coding region: 160-1893 (577 amino acids)
Biological process (GO): positive regulation of Rho protein signal transduction; intracellular signal transduction
Molecular function (GO): guanyl-nucleotide exchange factor activity
Source: RefSeq, a predicted model, not a curated record